Xenia sp. Carnegie-2017 is the source of this 1662-nucleotide messenger RNA. RefSeq lists its product as uncharacterized. The record is from RefSeq and is a predicted model, not a curated record. Lineage: Eukaryota; Metazoa; Cnidaria; Anthozoa; Malacalcyonacea; Xeniidae. The coding region runs from base 82 to 1662 and encodes 526 amino acids. The transcript has a single exon.
CCUGAACUGGUGAACCGCAUCAAUAAACAAUGGGUUAAUUCAUCUCAAUUUCAAUUUAGUCAUCACUUGAACAAAUUUAAAAUGCUUGAGGAGAUAAUCGCGUUUUCCUUGUCGCUUUGCUCGCUUUUUACUGCAGAUUCACCGAGGGUUAGUUCUAACCGUGAAUCUGCACUCGAAAACGUGAAUUUCGAAUUUGAAAGAAUUGAAAAUGAUACACCAAACACUUUCAUCAACAAAGAAUACGACGACGAUAUUCGUGAUGAAAUAUUUACGCAAAAUUUCGCUUGUCUCUCAAAUCAACAUGUAAUAAGUUUUGAGGACUGUGGAAAUAAAGGAAAAGUUUGGAAGACUUUAUGGAAAUGUUUGUGGACGUGCUUAAAUAUCAUUGCAGCCUCCUUCAUUCCUAUUGUAUUCUUCAUAACGCUUGUAUACGUGUCAAUGAAUACCGCCUACACUUGUUUGGAAUGGCAAAGUCACAACAACAACACAUUACCGUUAUCUGUAAAACGUGCUCACGUUUUUGGUCGUUGCGUGGAGUCGUUUGUAUUAUAUUUAUGGUUUCCAUUGACAAUGAUUAUAUUAUUUGGAUGGAAAGAAUUCAAAACAAAGUUUUUAUCAGCGGUUUAUGUUGGUGUCAUAUUCGGAGAGUUGGUCGUGAUUUAUCACUUGAUUUCAUUUCAGUUCAAUGUUUACGAUGCACAUAGUUACUACAGAAUACCUCCAAGUGCAAUAUUUUGUCUCUCGAUAUUAUGCUGCGCACUGGUAGUCAUUUACCACAUCCGAGUUAGCGCACCUUCCAUUUCAUAUUCUAAAGGUCACGUUAUUGCGCUUGUUCUGAUUGAAUUUAUCUUUGGUACAAUACUUACUUAUCUUUACAUUUUUUUAAUCAUCCCUGCAUUCAAUAAAGUUCGUCUAAACUUAUAUAAAUUUUUGAUUGCCACCUCGUCACCAUUCUUAGCGCUCAUUCCUACAGUGUUGUGUGGGCAUAUGGCGUUGAGAAGAAGUUCAGAAGUCGUCAAUCCUGGUCGUAGCUUUGUCCUGGUGUACAUGAUCCGAGGUGGUGUUAUAUUCCUUUAUAGAACGAUGCAGACAAACUUUAAAAGUAUUUGGCUUUUUGGUCUCUCAUUGUUCUCAGCCGUUCUCAAUUUCUUAAAAAGGGCAACCCAACAACUUCGUUAUAAAAUAUGGAAACGAAUAAUUUCAGCUUUAAAUAAUUUACGUUGUUUUCAAAGACUGCAAGUUUUACCAUGGAAUACUGCACAUGCGAGACGGUUAAGAGCUGACUUAGAAAUUCAAGAUAUACUUUUUGAAUACAACACCCUUGUUUUGAGUCAGGCCUACUUCAUUUCAUAUCAGAUUCAAAGUUUUGACGUCGCCUUUGAACCAUUGUUGUAUGAGUUUCUGAAAAGAAUUGGAAUUGGUGUUUUAAUAGAUUUCAUUUUCAACUGUUUGUCGAAUUUCGUGCAAAUGUAUUAUUACAACAUUCCAAUUAGCCGCGUGUGGAAGAAGUACUGGAAACGACAUUUAUUGGCUAAUAUAUUUGUUGUGUUCAUCAUUAUUGCUGAAUUUAGUAGAGAACUGGAGUCCGUGUUUCGAUCACAUAUUAAACAGUCUGAGGAGAGUUCUGUAAAGUUUGUUGUCAAGAACUGUUCGUUCUUUUAG